AUCUCAUUGGAUUCGUUCCCGGCAAGAAAAAGACAAGAGAUAAACAUGAUUGGAAGGAUCCCUUGAACCACCCAUCGAGGACGCCCCAAGAAUGGCAGCCUCGACGUCAACGCGCCUUUCGAGGGCGCUACCAGCAGCGGCAUCAUCGACCGGGACAAGACCACGAAGGCCAAACUACGCCUCUGGAGGGCUCGCCGGUUAAAUGUCCGACCGGCGACCUAUGACAAACAGUCAACACGAGAAGAGAACUAAUAGCACGGUACUUUGUAAAAGCCUCAGAUGCUCGAGUUUCAUUGUGUUCUACGUUAGGUUUACGAAGGGGUGAGAGCAGCAUGCCGGCGAAAGAACAUGCAAAAGGGGUAACUUAUCAGACCCGGGCUUCCACGUCGGACAAGUUGAUAACCGAACUACCAUGGUUGCACCACCCGGGCCACACUGCAAUAAAGAUAUUCAGUUGAUUUCUCGCCUCG
Messenger RNA from Parathielavia appendiculata, 470 nucleotides. RefSeq lists its product as uncharacterized. The record is from RefSeq and is a predicted model, not a curated record. The annotation marks the transcript as partial. Lineage: Eukaryota; Fungi; Ascomycota; Sordariomycetes; Sordariales; Chaetomiaceae. The transcript has a single exon.